AUGUUCAAGAUGAUCUCGAUUGCCGCCCUUGAGCGGGCCGCCUCACUGUUUCCUACUCUUACCCAAACCCAAACCGAUCCCAUCACGACUCAACUCACUCAACCCACUGUCAACACCAAUGCUAUCGAAUUGUCCAACCAAACUGAUCGCUCUCUAAUGAAUGACUUCAUGAGUAACAACCUAGCAUCCUCGAGAACUGCAAACAUGACUUCACAAGUCACAUCCGAUCCACCCAUAUCUAAAGAUCACAUGUUGACUAUGUCCUCGAACAAACUUCGAUCGACGUGGGGCAGACGUAUAGCAGUUCGAAUGGCAACGGCAUGGAACCGAUAUUUACAGACACCAAACGCCAAGGCGUUGUUUAAAAUACAUGGAGGUCUUUCCAACGGUAUCACCAUGGGCGAGCUUUCCGUUUUGUGGAAAAGUAUGUCACCCCAGGAGAGGGCUGCGUUCAAAGCCCCGAUACCCGAUGUCGAGCUCGACUUUGGUGAGAAGAUUAUCAGCAACAAGCGAGCUCAACAAAUCGUACAACCCCGCACCAUCGUCAAGAGCAAUCCCACCUCCUUACAGAAAGCGGAAAAACAGGUUCAAUCGUUCAUGACUGACAUCCUCGCUCAGGCCACCCCCAUUGCCGCGUCGUGCAACUGCGAGUUUGUCUUCUUCGCCGUCUCGAAUCAUUUGGCUACGCACAGCUUUCAGCAUCGGGUUGUUACACCUGGUGCUCAUCGUGGUGUUGAACUCAUAACUGAAACGGCUGGCCUUGACGAAUUUGCUGCUCAAAUUCAAGGAUAUGUCACUGGCAAUACCACUGAGGCAAUCGAAGCAAAGAGACAAUGUGGUAACAACUCUAAAGCUGUUAGGAAACAGGUGGCUGCCGGCCUCGGACGCCUCGUGUUCGAACACACAAACACAGCAUUGAGUAAGUGGCCGUGGAAAAACACCGAUGCCGUCCUUGCCACAUUUGGUCUCCGUCUUACUUUAAGAUCAGACAGCAAGCUCGAUAUUAACUGUCUCAAGAGACCAUGUGCUGAACUCAGUGGACCGGACAGCUGUUUGAUUGACUACGAACUUGACCACGGUGGCAUUACCUUGCUUCCUAUUUCCAGUUCCCAAGAAGUGACUGUUGAAAGUCAAAUAUGA
This is a messenger RNA of Melampsora larici-populina 98AG31, 1140 nucleotides long. RefSeq lists its product as hypothetical. The transcript is spliced from 7 exons. The record is from RefSeq and is a predicted model, not a curated record. Lineage: Eukaryota; Fungi; Basidiomycota; Pucciniomycetes; Pucciniales; Melampsoraceae. Bases 1 to 1140 code for a protein of 379 amino acids.